Messenger RNA from Hemibagrus wyckioides, 1971 nucleotides. It is a transcript of the gene cct4, whose product is annotated as chaperonin containing TCP1, subunit 4 (delta). Lineage: Eukaryota; Metazoa; Chordata; Actinopteri; Siluriformes; Bagridae. The record is from RefSeq and is a predicted model, not a curated record. Gene Ontology annotation, biological process: protein folding. The coding region runs from base 209 to 1822 and encodes 537 amino acids. Gene Ontology annotation, molecular function: ATP-dependent protein folding chaperone; ATP binding; ATP hydrolysis activity. Gene Ontology annotation, cellular component: chaperonin-containing T-complex. The transcript is spliced from 13 exons.
UUUUUGGGUCCUUUCGCUCGCAGCCGGUAGCUCUCUGGAAGGUUCUGUUGUAAUUUACCGUGAGACAGAACCGGGCCGAAUCCGCGUCCAUCCGAGCUUUGGGAGCGGUGUGCGGGUCAGCAGCGAGAGCGUGCGUUUUCCUUAAACCUUGAUCAGAAGCAAAUCAGCGAGAUUUAACAAUAAUAUUAAAUAGAAAUUUAUAAUAAAGAUGCCCGAAGCCGCCAUAGCAGUGCCGAAGGCUCCCAGCGGAGGCAAGAACAACGGAGGCACCUAUGUGGACCGGGACAAACCGGCCCAGAUUCGGUUCAGCAACAUCAGCGCUGGAAAAGCCGUUGCCGAUGCCAUCAGGACGAGUCUCGGCCCUAAAGGCAUGGACAAAAUGAUCCAGGACGGGAAAGGAGACGUCACCAUCACUAAUGACGGAGCCACCAUCCUGAAUCAGAUGCAGGUCCUUCACCCUGCUGCGAAAAUGCUGGUCGACCUGUCCAAGGCUCAGGACAUCGAGGCUGGAGAUGGCACUACAUCGGUCGUGGUGAUCGCUGGAGCUCUGCUAGACUCCUGCGCCAAGCUGCUACAGAAAGGCAUCCAUCCCACCACCAUCUCCGAGUCCUUCCAGAAGGCGGUGGAUAAGGGUGUGGAGAUCCUGACCUCCAUCAGCCAGCCGGUGGAGCUGAGCGACCGCGAGACUCUGCUGAACAGUGCCACCACCUCACUGUGCUCCAAAGUGGUGUCCCAGUACUCCAGCCUGCUCGCCCCGAUGAGCGUGGACGCCGUCAUGAGGGUCAUCGACCCGGCCACCGCCACCAGCGUUGACCUCCGAGACAUCAACAUCGUCAAGAAGCUCGGUGGAACCAUUGAUGACUGUGAGCUGGUGGACGGCCUGGUUCUGACCCAGAAGGUGGUGAACAGUGGACUGUCCCGAGUCGAGAAGGCCAAGAUCGGUCUGAUCCAGUUCUGUCUGUCUCCACCCAAGACUGAUAUGGAUAACCAGAUCGUGGUGUCGGAUUACGCACAGAUGGACCGCGUGCUCCGUGAGGAGAGAGCUUACAUCCUCAACCUGGUCAAACAGAUUAAGAAAGCUGGCUGUAACGUCCUGCUCAUCCAGAAAUCCAUCCUCAGAGAUGCGCUGAGCGAUCUUGCUCUUCAUUUCCUGAACAAGAUGAAGAUCAUGGUGGUGAAGGACAUCGAGAGGGACGAGAUCGAGUUCAUCUGCAAGACAAUCGGCACCAAACCCAUCGCCCACAUUGACCAGUUCACACCGGAGAUGCUGGGCUCAGCUGAGCUGGCCGAGGAGGUGAGCCUGGACGGCUCGGGCAAACUGGUCAAGAUCACCGGUUGUUCCAAUCCAGGAAAGACGGUGAGCAUCGUGGUGCGCGGCUCCAACAAGCUGGUGAUCGAGGAGGCCGAGCGCUCCAUCCACGACGCCCUCUGCGUCAUCCGCUGCCUCGUCAAAAAAAGAGCUCUCAUUGCAGGCGGCGGCGCUCCGGAGAUCGAGCUGGCUCUGCGCUUGGCCGAGUACGCCCGCUCUCUGGGUGGCAUGGAGGCGUACUGUGUGCGCGCCUACGCCGACGCCCUGGAGGUCAUUCCCUCCACGCUGGCCGAGAACGCCGGGCUCAACCCCAUCUCCACGGUAACAGAGCUACGCAACAGGCAUGCUCAGGGCGAGACGACGGCUGGCAUCAACGUGCGCAAGGGUGGCAUCUCUAACAUCUUGGAGGAACUGGUGGUCCAGCCUCUCCUGGUCUCCAUCAGCGCCCUGACCCUCGCUACGGAAACCGUGCGCAGCAUCCUCAAGAUCGACGAUAUUGUGAACACACGAUAAGGUGCAUGUGUGUGAAGAGAGCACUGAUGGACUGAAGCACUGCUGCUGAAGGAUGUGGGGACCUCACCAAACACCUCGCCAUGACCAACCGUUCAUGAGCUUUCUGUAGAUGUUACGUUGCGUAAUUUAAUAAACUCUUUUUUUUUGGA